Molecule: messenger RNA, 2070 nt
Organism: Stereum hirsutum FP-91666 SS1
Lineage: Eukaryota; Fungi; Basidiomycota; Agaricomycetes; Russulales; Stereaceae
Exons: 16
Coding region: 1-2070 (689 amino acids)
Source: RefSeq, a predicted model, not a curated record
AUGAAACCCCCAAAUAGCCAGAAGUUCCGAGUAUUUGAGAUGAAUUUUGAGCGAAUUGUUUACUGCUGUGUAUUGGCUUACUUUGUGGUAUCCUCCAUGCCACACUGGUCUCGUACCGAUGGCCUGUUUGACCUGUCCGAAUUGUGGGAUAACCUCAUUGAAUUUGGCAAGGAGGAUCCCGGUUUCCGCAAACGAACAGAGAAGGCUUGGACAAAGGACGUGUUCGGUAAUGCUGCACGUGCGAAGAAGAUCGACACUUCUGGGCCGACAACAACCAUUGGUCUCAUCAAAGCCCGACGUGCUGAGCGCCAAGCCCGUGAACGUGCUGAGCGUCGAGCUCAGGAGAAGGAGAAGCAGAGAAAAGCUGACGCUGUUCGAAAUCAGGAACACGAUUCCGCUGCCGACCGUUUUUCAGUGCAGCAACCCCGGUCUCGUCCACGUUCAUCGCAACAACCACCUUCGUCCCCACGUCUCCCAUCUUCGUCUCAACGUCAAGCGGAGAAGGCCCGUUACCGUCCAUCAGACGAAGAUGACAAUGCCAACGACGAUGAGGAUCCCGAAGCAGAGCAAGAGAGUUUUCCUGAUCAGGUUCAUACGUCAGAUACUCGUUCGAACGGUGGUUCUCAAACUUAUGAAGAUCCGUCAGAUCCAUCCACGGACGAGACCAUGUAUGAUCAUCACCUCUCGAAAAAUGAUGGUACACCCUAUUUCUCUUCGUUCACCAUUGAGUAUGGUCUUGCUACCUUUGAGACAGACCACUACGAUGCGGACGGGGUGACUGAGGCACCGAACAUUGACGCCUUAGACGAACAACAAAGCACUGAGCCCAAGGAUAUCACUGAAACUGUAGAGGCUCGUCAAGUUGAGGAUGGCAGAUCUGAGCAACACAGACAAGGUGAACGCCCACUGGCACCUCACAAAGGGAACAAGAAGGCCAAGGCCAAACCGACCCCUAUUCACUCGCAUACCGAAGACGAGCCUUUAACUAUGGCAGAUGAAUACCACAUGCAGAUUGGUAGGCCCAGGACAGAUCCACUCGCCCGUCAAACGCGAGCUUCAACACUGGCUACCACUGUCUCACAGCCGAGCCGGCCUCCGAAAGCUCGCAUGCUCCCAAAGAAGAUGCCAGACCCACCAUUAGUCGUCGACUCACACGAUCCGACCGUUUGGGAAACCUCAGGUCCGCUGGGAAAGCGUCGGCGUGAUGAUGAUGGACUCGGAUCUGAUUCGCCUUUGACUGAUGUGACGGUCUCUCCAAGGCCGAAACUCCCUUCAUCGAAGAAGCUACGGAUGCCUAUGGACAUCGCGCUUGUGGCGCAGUUCAUUCAAUUAUUGAUCCGUAAAAGUAUCAAGAAAUAUCACCCGUAUCCCCAUGAGCUCCUCCACAACAUAGAUCUAUAUAGUGCCGCCGUCGGACAGGACAUAGCACUCGAAGUGGCACUUCACGGUCUCCCCUCUCGCCACAUCGAACACCAAACACUCACAAUCUAUGUGCCCAAUCUCGCUCUAGAAGUAUUUUGCAAAAUAUUCUUCGAGAAGGACUACAUCGACCUAGUUGAGUGGCGGAGCCCGGAGGGAGAAACGGCAGAGCGAGGACUUGGAGGAUAUGCAUACGUGGGACGUCUCCGCGACGUCCCUCCCCACGCAUCCAGAAUCAAGAGGCUGAUUCAUCCCGGUACACACCGUCGAGUCGACAUCAUCGAGAGCCGCAGCGCUUAUUCGACGGAUCCCCUUCGCCUGUCCUUGACAACCGCCCAUUACACCUUCUUCACGGCUCACUCCAUCUGCAUCGCAUACCCUCGACUUACCCUUCGGCUUCACGCCAUCGCAAACGGCAAUGUGCAACAACAGCAUGGUGUUGCUCGCUCGAUUUCACAGUGGACACUUUUGGGGGCGAGGGGUUUCUCGUUCGAUUGGUGGGGGUACAAUCAGCAGACGUGUAACAAGCUGCUGCGACAUGUUUGUGGUACACGAACAUUUUUUGAUGCUGGGUGCCUGUCGUUUACAUAUUUGGGGGUCGAGAAUGUAGCGGUGAAAGCAGAAUGGAAUUGGAUCGCACCCAUAGCAUAG